This is a messenger RNA of Letharia columbiana, 333 nucleotides long. RefSeq lists its product as uncharacterized. The transcript has 2 exons. The record is from RefSeq and is a predicted model, not a curated record. NCBI's taxonomy places the organism in Eukaryota, Fungi, Ascomycota, Lecanoromycetes, Lecanorales, Parmeliaceae. The coding region runs from base 1 to 333 and encodes 110 amino acids.
AUGACUAUAAUCAUAGAUAUCGUAGUCAGCGUCAAAUUCAUGGUUGGUGGUUGGUCGCUGCUCAAAUUCUUGGCUGUACUCUCGGCUGUAAUGCGUCGUCGUAGCGGCUGGGAAAGCAACGAACCUCCUCGGCAGACGACCAAAGCCUCUCCGGCCAAUACGGAGCCUAAGGGGUCCCAGCUAGAUGAGUGGUAUAAGACGCAAGAGACACACGAGCAGCUGGUAGUAGGAGAAAAGACGUCGCGAACUUUUGCCAAGACUCUGGGCUUUCUGGAAGAGAUCGAGGAGAAGGUGGAUGGUGAUGACAGAGGAGAAGAGAACACAAGAGGCUGA